CUCUCUCUGUUCGCGUUCCGUUCGCGCUCUCUGGACGCUCACGGCACACCUUGCGCAGACGCUCCCUGCGAUCGUCACCCGACGGAUGAGCGAGGGCACCGUUGACUUGGACUCACGCCGCACGGUCACUUCCAGGACACUUUCGGGUGCAGAAGCCUCAAAGCUACAAGUCACGCAACUCAACUGUGCUCUUCUUGGCUUCUGUGAACGACAGUGAUUUAAAAAGAAUUUAUACAUAAAGCCCCCUACUACACCAAAACAUGUAAAAAAAUUAUUAACUAAUAAUAAUGUCCUCAGAGGAAAUAGUUUAUUUUCAGCUAAGUAAUGGCUUUUCUUCAAACACGUCCUGGAGGAACGGUACCCCCGGCGCCGCGGUGAGCCCGCAGCCCAUGAUCUGGUACCCGGGUAUCCUCAUCAGCGCAGUGUACGGGCUGCUCAUAGUGGUGGGGCUCGUGGGCAACAUCACGCUCAUUCGGACCUUCUGCGCGGUGAGGUCCUUGAGAAACGCGCCGCACCUGUUCAUGUCGAGCCUGGCGGUGGGCGACCUGCUCCUGCUGCUCACCUGCGCGCCCGUGGACGCCAGCAGGUACUUGACGGACGAGUGGCUCUUCGGCAGGGCGGGCUGCAAACUCAUCCCCUUCAUCCAGCUCACCUCGGUCGGCGUGUCAGUCUUCACUCUGACCGUGCUGUCCGCCGACAGGUACAAGGCGAUUGUCAAGCCGAUGGACAUACAGACAUCCAAUGCUACAGCAAAAAUUUUCAUCAUGGCUGCAAUGAUCUGGAUACUUUCCAUGACUCUGGCCAUCCCUGAAGCCAUAUUCUCUGACCUCCACACUUUCAGUAUUGGCAAAACUAAUGAGACCUUCGUGACAUGUGCCCCCUAUUCUCAUGCAGGAGACCUACACCCCAAGAUCCAUUCAAUGGCCUCUUUCCUCAUUUUCUACAUCAUACCCCUUGUCAUCAUUUCCAUCUAUUACUCUUUCAUUGCCAGGAGCCUGAUCAGGAGUGCCUCAAACAUGCCUGGUGAAGACAACUUGCAUGUCAGAAGACAGGUGGAGUCAAGGAAGAGGUUGGCAAAGACGGUCCUGGUGUUUGUGGGCUUGUUUGCGGUCUGCUGGCUCCCCAGCCAUGCUGUCUACCUGUACCGCUCAUACCACUAUGCAGAGGUGGACACCUCACUGCUGCACUUCAUCUCCAGCGUGUUCGCCCGCAUCCUGGCCUUCGCCAACUCCUGCAUCAACCCUUUUGCCCUCUACCUGCUGAGCCGCAGCUUCCAGAAGCAGUUCAACAAGCAGCUGUGCUGCUGCUGCCCACGAGCCGCUGUGAGCCUGCCCUCGACCUCGACAAAACGGAGCUCUAUGCUCAUGGCCUCUGUCAGGAGCACCAAUCACUCCAGCUUCAGUUUCCUCAAUGGCAAGCGCAUUUCGUGAUGGCGAGCUCGGGGCCCUUAACCCCCUGUUUUGGUCAUGGAGAUUGGCAUUGUGACAUUCUCA
Scleropages formosus (Asian bonytongue) is the source of this 1493-nucleotide messenger RNA. RefSeq names its product gastrin-releasing peptide receptor-like. The coding region runs from base 288 to 1430 and encodes 380 amino acids. Lineage: Eukaryota; Metazoa; Chordata; Actinopteri; Osteoglossiformes; Osteoglossidae. The transcript is spliced from 3 exons. Gene Ontology annotation, molecular function: neuropeptide receptor activity. The record is from RefSeq and is a predicted model, not a curated record. Gene Ontology annotation, biological process: G protein-coupled receptor signaling pathway. Gene Ontology annotation, cellular component: plasma membrane.